Messenger RNA from Carcharodon carcharias (great white shark), 2706 nucleotides. Its product is annotated as frizzled-10-B-like. Lineage: Eukaryota; Metazoa; Chordata; Chondrichthyes; Lamniformes; Lamnidae. Gene Ontology annotation, molecular function: Wnt-protein binding; Wnt receptor activity. Gene Ontology annotation, biological process: non-canonical Wnt signaling pathway; canonical Wnt signaling pathway. Bases 59 to 1822 code for a protein of 587 amino acids. The transcript has a single exon. The record is from RefSeq and is a predicted model, not a curated record. Gene Ontology annotation, cellular component: plasma membrane.
GGGGUGUGUGGGGGAGGGGGGGGGGUGUGGGUGGAAGGAGACUUUGAAGCGUUUUAAUAUGGGACCGUUGGAAAAAGUGAAUUGCCUCUGCGCCCUGACCUUGUCGCUGAGCCUGUGCAGCCUGGCGAUCAGCUCGAUGGAGCCGGAGCGCUCUGAGCGAGAGGGCAGAUGUCAAGCCAUCGACAUCCCCAUGUGCCGGGACAUUGGCUACAAUAUGACCCGCAUGCCCAACCUGAUGGGUCACGAGGAUCAAAGGGAAGCAGCCAUCAAGUUGCACGAGUUCGCCCCCCUGGUCGAAUACGGCUGUCACAGUCACCUCAAGUUCUUCCUGUGCUCCCUCUACGCCCCGAUGUGCACCGAGCAGGUCUCCACCCCGAUCCCCGCCUGCAGGGUCAUGUGUGAGCAGGCUCGCCUCAAGUGCUCGCCCAUCAUGGAGCAGUUCAGCUUCCGCUGGCCGGACUCUCUGGACUGUAACAAGCUGCCCAACAAGAACGACCCCAAUUUCCUCUGCAUGGAGGCGCCCAGCAACGGCUCGGACGACGCUGCCCGGGCGGCCAGUGUCCUCCCGCCCGUCUACCGGCCGCACCUGAGGGCGGGCGGCAGCCCGGACCUGUUCCCCUUCCCCCCGGACAGCCCCGGGAAGGCGGCCUGUGAGAAUUACGACAAGUUCCACCGGGUGGAGAAGAGCGCUUCGUGCGCCCCGCUCUGCUCUCCCAAUGUCGACGUUUACUGGGCCGGUCAGGACAAGAGGUUCGCCUUCAUCUGGAUCGCCAUCUGGUCGGUCGUGUGCUUCUUCUCCAGUGCCUUCACCGUCCUGACCUUCCUGAUCGACCCUCAGCGUUUCAAGUACCCGGAGAGGCCCAUCAUCUUCCUGUCCAUGUGUUACUGUGUCUACUCUGUGGGCUACAUCAUCCGCCUCUUCGCUGGAGGGGACAGCAUCGCCUGUGACAGGGACAGUGGACACCUCUAUGUUAUCCAGGAAGGCUUAGAGAGCACGGGUUGCACCAUUGUCUUCCUGGUCCUCUACUACUUCGGCAUGGCCAGUUCCCUCUGGUGGGUCAUUUUGACCCUCACAUGGUUCCUGGCCGCUGGGAAGAAAUGGGGCCACGAAGCCAUUGAAGCAAACAGCAGCUAUUUCCACCUGGCUGCCUGGGCAAUUCCUGCCAUCAAAACCAUCAUUAUCCUGCUGAUGAGGAGAGUGGCCGGGGAUGAAUUGACCGGCAUCUGUUAUGUGGGAAGUAUGGAUGUCAACGCCUUGACUGGCUUUGUGCUCAUCCCUCUGGCUUGCUACCUGAUCAUUGGCACCUCGUUCAUUUUGUCCGGGUUUGUGGCGCUUUUCCACAUCAGGAGGGUCAUGAAGACUGGCGGCGAGAAUACGGAUAAACUGGAGAAACUGAUGGUGAGGAUAGGCGUCUUCUCAGUGUUGUACACUGUCCCUGCGACUUGUGUCAUCGCUUGUUAUUUCUACGAGCGCCUCAACAUGGAUUAUUGGAAGCUCUUAGCCACUCGGGAAAAGUGCAAAGCGGGCAACCAUUCCAAAGCUCUGGACUGCACCAUGAGUAACUCCAUCCCAGCAGUGGAAAUUUUUAUGGUCAAGAUAUUCAUGCUCCUGGUGGUAGGGAUCACCAGCGGCAUGUGGAUUUGGAGUUCCAAGACCCUGCAGUCUUGGCAGAACAUUUGCAGCAGGAGAUUCAGAAGAAGGGUCCGCAGGAAACCUGCCAGCGUUAUUACUAGUAGUGGCGGGGGCUCCUAUGGAAAAGCCCACCCUCCCUUGAAAGUACAAGGGAAAUAUGAACCUGCACUCCCACCAACUUGUGUUUGAAAUGAUUGUUGCCUCAAACCUAAGGCAACAAUCUCUCUCUCUCUUUCCCCAUUCGCAGAUUGUGUACAGAGCUGGCCUGGAAGGUGAAUGACACAAAAUGGGGAACCUGCAGACAAUGAACAACUCCUCGCCUAAAGUGAAAACAUUAAGGAGGAAUAGUGUCAGUUGCUGCCAGCACCGCUCACUUGGGUUGGAUGCUGAGGUUCAAAAAAAGGUUAAACUAUCGGAGGAACCUGUGAUGUCUCAAACAUUUUGAGUCCAAGAUCAUCAGUGAUGUGAGUGCUCCUAUAGUCUGCUGUAUUACUGGAUUGACUAACAGUUCAAUCAUCAUAUUUCGUCCGGAUCUGCAACUAUUUACCUUUUAACUUGCAGCUUUCAGGGAUAAGUAGGGUCUCUUCAAAAGGUUCAGUAUCUUGUGGAUAAGCAAUAUUCUGCCGAAAAGAUGGGCAGUUUUAACAAUGUGCAAUAGUUUCUUUCUCUCCCUCUUUUCAACAAUCAGCUGCAGAUAAAAGGCUUACAAAGAAUCUUCUUCUGACAAAAGAACUUAGAGGUAUGGGCGACAGAAGUUCUUUAAUGACACAUUUUGCUUUCUGAUGGAAAUCAGGCCAGUGUCAGACAAGUUGAACUGAUUUGUAAACGGGCGAUUCAAAGAGACCCACGAAGCUUAUCGACUCGUCUUAUUGUAAAGCUAAUUCUAGCCAUGAAUAGAUCAACAAGCACUAGAUAAAACAAAGAGUUUGUGUGGACAGGGAGCCCCUGUGAUCUUGUAGCUCUUCACGUGCUUUGUGAAGCACAUUGAGACCUUUGUACAUAUUUGUAAAAUAUAAUUGUCGUCAAGUUUGUCUAUUUUAUAAAAUAAAAUGUUUCUUUAGUUUGGCAAGAAA